AAUUUAGAGAGAUGACGGAUUUGACGUCAUUAAAUUUAAACUGAAAACAAUUGUUACUUAAAAAAGACUUUUUUGAAUCAAAUGCGUCUAUGAAAUUCAAUAUUUUACCUUUUGAAAAAUAACAAGCUAUUCUACAUUGUAAAUUACGAGGUAAAAAUGAAACGAAAGUUUUUAAAAGUAAUCAUGCCGAUUAUUAAUUUGGUCAGUUCUAAGCAAUUUUCGUUUCUUUUGACAGAUAAACCUUGACCUGUUGGCAUUAAGCCACAUAAGUUACAUAUUGUACUUACUUUAUUUCAAUAUAUCUUUUGAGAUAAUAGCUCAACUUUAUUUGAUAAACAUGUCUAACUUCAGGGUCACUUCGGAAAUACUUACAGAAAAUUGUAUGACAGCUUCAUCAAGUGAAAAAAAUAACUCUAAAAUUUCAAAAUUUAUCUUCAAUCUUCCAGUAUACAUGUUGAAAACAAAAAAUAAAGAGAUAAAAUAUGAUGAAGAUGAAGAUUUGAUUUUAGAUAGAACCAAAACAGGCGAACUUUUCAUAGAGCAUAGUAUUUCCACAGAACUUCAACUCGUUGGAUUACAAGUAUGGCGAGGAGCAUUUUUAUUAGCUGAUUAUAUUUUAGAUAAUCCCAGCGUCUUUAAAAAUCAAAAUGUUAUAGAAUUAGGUGCAGGUGUAGGGUUGACAAGUAUUAUUACAAGUAUGCUUGCUCGUGAAGUUACAUGCACUGAUAUCGAUUCCCAUGGAAUCAUUGAAUUAAUACAAAGAAACUUCGUCCGUAAUUCUCAAUAUAUUAAUGCCAAAUUUAAUAUUAUGGAAUUAGAUUUUUUAAACUGUAAUUGGUCGUCAAAUUUAACAAAAAAAAUAACAGAAUCAACAAUUAUUUUAGCUGCAGAUGUAAUUUAUGACAACGAUAUAACGGAAGGAUUUGUUAAUACAUUAUCAAAAAUAUUAAAUUCAAAUAUUAAACGAAUAGCAUAUGUUGCACUAGAAAAACGUUUCGUAUUUACAAUCGCAGAUUUAGAUUCUGUUGCUCCAAUGUACGAAGAAUUUAUUCGUUGCAUUACUCAACGAAAUUUAAAUUGGAAUAUCCAAACAAUAGAUAUUAAUUUUCCACAGUAUUUUCAAUAUAAUCGUGUUAAACAAUUAUUAUUAAUGAAAAUUUAUAAUAAAAAUAAUUAAAAUAAAAUAAUAAUUUUAUUCAAAAGAAAUUUUACCAAAUAGAUUUAUUACUUUUUAUAAAUUAAUUGUUCUUAAAUGCAAAGUCGAAUAUUAAAUCUUAAUUGAUACGUAGAAUACCAAAAGAUAACACUUAGAAAACGAUGGCCUGAUUCUCAAAUUUUCUAUCACACAAAAAAAAAUUUCACAGGAGAUAUUCGAACAAAGUAUCAUUAGAUUAUAUAAUUAUAGUGUAAGUUUAGUUUUUGAAUUAAUUUC
Cotesia glomerata is the source of this 1432-nucleotide messenger RNA. Its product is annotated as methyltransferase-like protein 22. Lineage: Eukaryota; Metazoa; Arthropoda; Insecta; Hymenoptera; Braconidae. Bases 338 to 1177 code for a protein of 279 amino acids. The record is from RefSeq and is a predicted model, not a curated record. Gene Ontology annotation, biological process: protein methylation. The transcript has 6 exons. Gene Ontology annotation, molecular function: protein methyltransferase activity. Gene Ontology annotation, cellular component: nucleus.